Molecule: messenger RNA, 1754 nt
Organism: Stegastes partitus (bicolor damselfish)
Lineage: Eukaryota; Metazoa; Chordata; Actinopteri; Pomacentridae
Product: heterogeneous nuclear ribonucleoprotein A0-like
Exons: 1
Coding region: 79-966 (295 amino acids)
Biological process (GO): mRNA splicing, via spliceosome
Cellular component (GO): catalytic step 2 spliceosome
Molecular function (GO): mRNA 3'-UTR binding
Source: RefSeq, a predicted model, not a curated record
AGCCGCCUUCUUCCUCCUCCGCCAUCUUGAGAUCAGCGCAUUGUUGAAGUCGUUCGGAGAUCUUCAGCGUAUUCGAAAAUGAGUGACCAGCUUUGUAAACUUUUCGUCGGUGGACUCAACGUGGACACCGACGACGAUGGCCUGCGAAAGCAUUUCGAGGGGUUCGGUACGCUCACCGACUGUGUUGUCGUCGUAAACAAGCAGCUGCAGCGGUCCCGCUGUUUCGGCUUUGUAACCUACUCCACGCCGGAGGAGGCCGACGCUGCAAUGGCGGCUAGGCCGCACACCGUCGACGGCAACGCGGUUGAGGUGAAGCGAGCUGUGGCAAGAGAAGACGCCAACAAGCCCGAGGCCCUCGCUAAAGUGAAGAAAAUCUUCGUUGGCGGCCUCAAAGACGACAUUGAAGAGGAACAUCUGACCGAAUAUUUCUCCCAGUACGGUCAAAUCGAGAAGGCCGAAGUCAUCUCGGAGAAGGAGACGGGAAAGAAAAGGGGCUUCGGCUUUGUGUAUUUCACCGACCACGACGCGGCCGACAAAGCAGUUGUGGUCAAGUUCCACACCGUCAAUGGACACAAAGUUGAGGUAAAGAAAGCCCUGACCAAGCAGGAGAUGCAGGCAGCCAACAGAUCCGGGAUGGCGCCGAGGGGAAGACCUGGUAGAGGCAUGAGGGGAGGUCAAAAUGGCUACGGCAGGGAUUAUGGCGGAAACUACAACUACGGAAAUGGAGGCUACAACUGCAGCGGAGGAUACGGCGGAGGGUACGGCGGACCAUAUGGGGGCUAUGGUGACCAGGGAGGCGGCUAUGGCGGUGGAAACGGCUACAGCGACUUUGGCACCGGCUAUAACCAGCACUCUUCAAGCUACGGUCCCAUGAAAGGGCCUUUUGGCGGCCAGAGGAGCGCUGCUCCCUACAGCAGAGGCGGCGGCGGUGGCUACCCGAGGGGGGCCUACGGCGGCGGCUACUAGAUGAGACUGCACCGUGGAAAGCAACCAACCCAACCCCUGCCACCAAUUACUCCCAGCCAGGAUUUGGACGCCAAAACUCAAAGUCAGUAACGAGGCGUCUGCCGUGCAAUCCGACCAUGGCAGAGAUACGGACAGAGAUCCCCUUAUCAUAAUGAAGACCUCAAAAACCCAAACAGGUAGGAAGGUCACUUCCCAGAACACCUGAUAAUAACGAGCAGCAGUUGUUGCCGUUCGACUAGGACACAUUAACGAAGAAUUACACAGCGAUCCCCUUUUAUUAUGUAACCACGCCACUGGCGUGUAGUUGUCGUUUAGAGUUGAAUUAUUUUUUAUUUGCGUUCAUUCGUUGUUUUGAAAUUUCAAUGUAGGAUUGUUUUGCUUACAAGUUCUGAUUAUUUUAAUAUUUGCAUUUUACGCAGUUUAGAUUCGACUUUGUUUUCUGGAAUAAAUUUAGUGUGAUUUCAAUGUAUGAGGAUGAGAAAGCAUGUUAUGUGGUUUUCAUAGCUAUGUCAUUCUGAUAUCAGUUUGUAUAAUUACUUACCUGGAUCAUUCAGCAAAGGCGGGAACGUGAUACUGCAGGAUCCAGUUUCCUUGUUUCCUUCCCCAUUAUUGUACUUAAACUCCUCACUCAUAGUCAUAGUUUCAGUCUAAAUAUUGUUCAUUUUUCACUACCUGUAGCAAUAUCUAAUGUAUAUUGUAUACUUUCAUGUCUGCAGAACAAAACCUACUGUUAAAACACUUUGGUAUGCUUAUGUAUGUUCAUUUUAAAUAAAACGUUAUACCACUUA